GCCCCGCUCCGGGGCUGAGAGAGCGGGCUGCGCGGGGAGAAGUGCGCGCAGUCCCUGAUGGAGGCUUUCCAGGCGGUGGCCAGCAAGCUCCCGCCGCCGCACCAUCAUCACCCCCACCAGCGCCAGCACCCCCCGCCCAUGGCCUUUUUGCAAAGCGCUCGCUACGUGACUGCUAAGAGCCAUCAUCCCCACGGAUCCGGGAGCGCCUUCAACUCGUGGAACGACUACCUGGGGCUUGCCACGCUUAUCACCAAGGCGGUGGGCGAAGAGAAGGGCUUCGGCGGGGACCCCGCCUCCCCAUCCUCCUCGUCGUCGUCGUCCUGCUGCUCGCCCCAUGCUGGGGCCGCCGGAGGAGGGAUGGUGGUGGCGGCGGCGGCGCUGGGGCCGCCCGACGACGAAGAGGACGACGACGAGGAGGCGGCCACGACCCCUUAUUUCGGCAGCGCUCUGGAUCUACGGGACCUAGAGCUAUGCGGAGGCCACCCAGCUGAUAGCCUGCUGGAGGAGCGCUUCGCCGACUUCAGCCCCUUCUCGGGCGGCGCCGGGCCGGCCGCGGCAGCCGCCGCAGCGGUGCUCUUCGAUUGCGCCUCGGAGCCCUUGGAGAGGGAGCGGGCGCCGGCGUGGGGAGGGGCCGCGGAGCCCCGGCUCCAGAGCGGGCCGAAACCGGCGGGGAGGCUGCUGAAGCCUGACCUGCAGGUCUGUGUGUUCUGCAGGAACAACAAGGAGGCCGUGGCACUCUACACUACCCACAUUCUGAAGGGACCCGACGGGCGCGUCCUGUGCCCCGUGCUGCGGAGGUACACGUGCCCCCUAUGCGGGGCCAGCGGGGACAAUGCCCAUACCAUCAAAUACUGUCCCCUUUCCAAAAUGCAGGCGCAUGCCACCAAACAAAUAAAAAAUGCCAGGAACGUCUUGGGCAAGAAGAUCCGCUGAAGGAUUUUGCGUUUGGAAUUUUUUGUUGUUCUCUUCGCCCACCUCUUCCUGUUGGCUUCCGAGGAAGCUGGAGAAAGUGGAAUGAACAGUUGGUUGCGAUUUAAACUUUGGAGUCUUGCUUUUGGUUUAAGUCUAGGCGGAUUACUUUUAUGUGUGUAUGUAU
Molecule: messenger RNA, 1096 nt
Organism: Gracilinanus agilis (Agile Gracile Mouse Opossum)
Lineage: Eukaryota; Metazoa; Chordata; Mammalia; Didelphimorphia; Didelphidae
Gene: NANOS1
Product: nanos C2HC-type zinc finger 1
Exons: 1
Coding region: 58-933 (291 amino acids)
Biological process (GO): negative regulation of translation; oogenesis
Cellular component (GO): perinuclear region of cytoplasm
Molecular function (GO): zinc ion binding; mRNA binding
Source: RefSeq, a predicted model, not a curated record